Knipowitschia caucasica is the source of this 2115-nucleotide messenger RNA. The record is from the annotation of a GenBank genome assembly. Lineage: Eukaryota; Metazoa; Chordata; Actinopteri; Gobiiformes; Gobiidae.
AUGUUGACGUUGCAGACAGGGCACUGUGAGCGGCUGCAGAAGACACGGGGAGUCCGGAGAGAGGGCACUUUGAGCGGCUGCAGGAGGCGCGAGGAGCCCGGUGAUAGGGCACGUUUAGCGGAUGCAGAAAACGCAAGGAACCCGGGACAUGAGGGGGGCCGCAUCAUGCUCGGUGUCCGCUUCCUGAGGACGUGCUGCAGAGGGGGCGGGGCUACAUUACGUGGUCUGAUGGGCGUGGUCUGCCAUCACACUCCUCCCCCUCAACUCAAAGCUCCUCCCCCAAAGAGCUCUGACUCGAGUCACGCCACGGUCUCAACCAUGAAGCGGCUGAUCCAGACCUCUGGUCGACCAGCUCAGGUGCUGCGGUGGAUUUCCCAGAAUCCCUCUAAAGUUUCCAACAUUCACUUGGUGGUGGCGUUGCAGAGGAUCGCUCAGCUGCUGCAGGCCCCUCCCCCUUGUGCCCGAGCCCCUCCCCCUCGUGACAGAAAGUGGAUACUGGGGCAAGAGGCCUUCCUGUCUCUGUGCGAAGACAUCACCAGAGUCUGUGACAAGAUAGACAACUUUGAUUUGGUCACGAGUUUAAACGCUGCUGAGUCGCUAGGUCUUCGGCCCCGCUCCCCCCUCCUCGCCGCGCUGCUGUCUGAGUGUGAGCGUCGCGUGGAUCAGUUCAGUCAGAAACAUCUGUCCAUCGUGUUCAGCUGCGUCAUGAGACUGAACCCGGCCGCCGAGCUGCACAGAGACCAGCCCAGAGACCAGUCAGAGGCCUCAUCUCUAUUGGUGAAACUCGCACGUGUCCUGGAGCAGAGACUGGAGCGAGAGCGUGACCCACAGACGCUGUUCCUGCUGCUGGCCUACUACAGGGGGCGCCAGAGAGAGCUGAGAAGCAGCCAAUCAGAGUGCAGCAGUGAGGACACUCCCACAGAUCAUCCACAGCAACAGCUCAUCAACAGGAAGAUCCUGUGUUUGGUCAAACACACACUGUCAGUCGCUGUUGCCGUGAGUGACAUGGAGAUGGCGCUGUUGGAUGAGAUGCUAGCCGCAGCUGCCCCUGAGGCAGACAGCUGUAGUCUACAGCAGAUCUUCAGCUCUGAGCUGUUUCACCAGAGACGACAGGAGCGCUUCCUCCGGAGGCUGACGGAGGUACUGCCGCUGAAGCUGCACCAGCUGGCCCCGCCCACUGUGUCACUCAUCGCCAAAUACACAGCUCGGCAUCGUCUGAGAGAGCCCCGCCUCCUGGACCUGCUGUCGAAGUACCUGGAAGAAUGGGCGGAGCAACUGCAGCCCCAGGUGAUCCAGAGGCUGCUGUUCCCCCUCAGUCGACUGAACUAUCGGCCAGAGAACCUGGAGCAUCUCCUGCAGCGUGUGGAGCAUGUGAUGGAGACCAAAGCUCUGGUCGCUCCUCUGGCCACUCUGAACAUCCUGAUGUCUAUGGUCCAACUGCAGCACUGCCCCACGGAGCUGGUCCGGACGGUCUACGGGCCGGACUUCAUCCAGAGAGUCUGGGGAGGCCCUUCCUCUGUGAUAGUCCGCAGGUACCUCUCUGUCCUGGACUCGGCUCUGGACCUGGACUUCCCGCACUACUCUGGACCUCGUUUGAGUCCAGAUCUUAAAGUUCAGAUGUUUGAGCCACUGACGUCAGAUAAGAUUCACCGCAAGUUCAGUUACAAAGUUCUGGUGGCGGAGGCUCUGCGGCAACUCAUAGGAGAAAAGUUCUACAAACAAGAUCAGAUCCUCGCUCCUGGAUAUUACACAGACUUCCUCCUGUGGAUGGAUUCUUCUCGACGCAUCAUUCCGGUUCUCGACGAUGCCUCCUCGUUUGACUCUUGUGUUGGGGCGGAGCCAGAGGAGGGCGGGGCAUGUCGGCAUCACAUGACCCACUGCACACCCCCGAACCAGGAAAUACGCAGGCUGGUGUUGUCGGUGAACGAUCGCUGGCACUACUGUCAUCAGUCUGACGUCCUGAUCGGCUCCAGAGACAUGAGGAACAGGCACCUGAGGCUGACGGGGGCGGAGCUACUGCAGCUUCCGUACUUUGAGCUGGAAAAACUCAACGGCAUCGAGGACGUGAAAAAGUAUGUGCAUCAGAAACUGCUGCGGAUCGCCGACCUGAGCUGA